UCGCAACCGUUUGCAACGGCAGCUUUCCGAUUUGGCCACACUCUCGUGCGACGCAUGUUCCCCAGAAUGAAUUACAACUACAAGUUUGUCUCAGGCGUUCAUUCUUCUCUACAUUGCCUUAUCGAGAAUCUUUGCAGAAACAUGAGUGAACCGGUAGACCUCGCAAACCAUUUUGGGCAUGUUGGUCCAAUAUACGACAAGGAAUCUGGCGGUCUGCUUAUCUGCAUGGAUUCCAUGCUCAUGGGUCUCUUAGGAACACCUUCAAUGGCUUUCGAUCGUCAUAUCACAACAGCUUUAAGAGAUCAUUUGUUCAUGCGAAGAGGGGAAGAAAAAAGUGGCAUGGAUCUGAUUGUUCUCAAUAUCCUUCGAGCACGUGAUCAUGGUGUGCAACCGUACAAUGAUUUUAGAGAAUACUGUGGCUUACGACGAGCAAAUAGAUUUGAAGAUCUAAGGCGCGAAAUGGAUGCUGAUGCCGUUGCGGCCCUACAAUCUGUAUACGAUUCCGUCGACGACAUCGAUCUGUUCCCUGGCCUUGUCAGCGAGAGACCUCUCAAAGGCGCUCUGCUUGGACCAACAAUGUCAUGCAUUCUUGCUGAACAAUUUGGACGUCUCAAGAAAUGCGAUCGGUUCUUCUAUGAGAAUGAUGGCGUUGCCAAGUUUAGCCCAGCUCAACUAAAUGAAAUUCGUAAGAUCAAGUUAUCAUCGAUAUUAUGUGCAAACAGCAGGUACCUAAGAACCAUCCAACCAAAUGUCUUCGACGUGCCUGAUGACCUCAUGAAUGCUCAGGUGCCUUGCUCAGAUAUUCCACAAGUAGAUCUUUCACAAUGGAAGGAACGAAAGCACUGCGAGAUGAAUGGGCGAACGAUUCCUAUGGGAGAGUCAACACAUAUUACACCAUGCGUUACAUGUACAUGCACACAUGAUGGAGUAAGUACACCUCAUCGUUAA
Molecule: messenger RNA, 948 nt
Organism: Strongylus vulgaris
Lineage: Eukaryota; Metazoa; Nematoda; Chromadorea; Rhabditida; Strongylidae
Source: the annotation of a GenBank genome assembly